CACUUAUAUACACGCUAUAGCUAUACAGCGAACUUUAUUUUCUUCUUCUACGGUUUCAAAGGCGCACGUAUUUAUGCGAAAUGGUCUCACCACGCGUUACUCAUUAAUGUUUUUUUUUUUCAAUCAAUGGGUUGCGCGUAGCGAGGCCAUUCCGCUUAAAUACGCGUUUAUUUUUUUAUCAAUAUAAUAUCAAUUGGAAUUAUUUUAAAUGAAAGAGAAAAAACCCCAAAGCAGAGUUCAAAAGAUGUUCGUGCACGAUCGUGUAGCAGCAAAUCGGCGGCCGAGUUUUUUCUUUCAUUUCCGCGGCCGCACAAUAAUCAUGACGGUUUUACUGCAUGACCAAGAGAGAGAGAGAGAGAGAGAGAGAGAGAGAAAAUCUCGGCCAUCAAGGUUUUCAUGCAAAAUUCAAGUUAUCGACAGUUUCCGAAACGCAAAAACAUGUGCCAAUUUUUUCUCAGAAAAAAACUCACGAAAAAUCAGGAUAGUGCAUACUAUAAAAAAUAAAAUACUGAAAGUAUGUAUUCUCACAGUUCUCUCUAAAAGCCGCCACGUGGCAAUGUCAAAAAUUCAAAAGUGCCACCGGUUUUUUUCGAAUUAAAACUCAAAAAAGUGAUAAAAAUGUAUUAUUACUGAUGAAAAUGUGAGGAAGAGGAAAAAGAAAGUGAGCCUGUGUGAUAUUAUCAUAUCAGUUGAAUUGAAUCAGUGGAGUAUGUGCUGAUAGGGUUUCUUAUCAGUUUCAACUAAAAAAACUAAACGACACCGAUUGAUUGCAAAACAUCAGCUGAUUGCAGAUGUAUGACGUGGCAGGAGGCACUGAAAAGCAAAAAAAGGUUCAGGAAAUGUAGGAAAAAGGAAAAGCGGUGAUAAAACUAUAAAAUAUGAGGUAACCGGAAACGGGACAGAAGGAUUGUUCAGAGAGGGUUCUACAAUGCAUCUUUUCACCGAAUUCCUACUAUUUUUUGGGUUUUUCUUAAAAAUCGUAAGUUAGGAAAGAUUCUGUGUUAAUUUUUUUCUUGUUAAUCUUAAGGUAGAUCCAGAAAAACUGGACAACAUUUUUUUGGUGUUCAUUACAGUACCCAAGAGCAUUUUUUAUUCCUCAUAAUCAGAAAGACACUUUGAAUUUUUUUAAAAAUGAACUCCAAAAAAUAUAGAAACCUUCCAGGAAUCAGCACUAGAAAGCAGUUUUCCACUAAAAGUCCUUCCGUUGAAAUUCGGGGAAAAUCCAAAAAAUCAUGAAAGAGUGUACUACUCCGAGGAGAGUGUGAUCAAUAUUUUUAAAUAUUCUGGUUACACUCCACUAAACUUCUCAACAUCCUCCCCAUAUGGCCUUGCAACUCCUGAUACAGAUUGUGAAGUAAUCGACACGCUGUGCCCACAACUCACUCAAAUAUUCCAUGUCAGUGUAAACGGUCUACCAAAAUUAGUAACCUAUGAGGAAUUAAAAGACAAUGACACUAUGGAAAUCGUAGAAGAAGCUGGUUAUGUUGGGGCAUGGCCUGGUUACUGUGGUACAUCGGAUGGAGCUCUCGUCGAAAUGUUCUCCCCGAUUCUUAAAACAUUCCGAUAUGCUACGUCAAAUGAGGAUAUUCUCUAGGCGAGAUGGAAUGCAGAUCGACAAUUUUGGAGGCCUACUAAAGUAUUUGGGUACAUGUUUAAUGCGAGUAACCCUGACAGAACUGUAAACUACCCGUUUAAUUCCAUGCGGCCAUUGGAGAACGUGGUGUUUAACAAAAUUCUCCUUCGACUCCGUCCAAUAUUGCGUGUAAGAAACCCUGAAGGACUGGUCGCAUUCACCACUUCGUUCCGCAACAAUGAAUACCUGAAGAACUACAAAUUCGACAAAGUCUACAAUGUUUCGUUGAUCGAUUCCACCACAAAUGUUACUGUUAUAUCGGAUGCAUGCGGGAAAAUGACAUUGCUUUACGAGUUUUUCAACCCGAUGACAAUGACAUAUCGAUUGAAAACUUCCGCGAGAAGUAGUGACCCGAAUGAUGAUUAUGAAGAGAUGGUAAAACGAGCUGGCUACGUGUUCCGCGAGGAGUCAUCUGCUCUUCGAUGCCUCGGCGAGAUCCAACCAAUCGUCGAGUUCCAGAAUCCAGCAAAACCAUCUGAUAUUCAUUAUGCUUCAUCGCCGGAGGAGAUUCAAGAGUACACUUCCGUCAAAAAAUGGACUAAUUUGGGUCGAAUGGGCUUCACUAGUUGGGGAAAUUUUGCGUUUGCAAAGCGUUGAAUAAUUCCAUUUGAAUAUAAACAAAUUUCAUUUCAUUUCCGACGGAAAAAAUAUUUUUCAAAAAUGAAAAUAAAAAGUACAACCAAAA
This is a messenger RNA of Caenorhabditis elegans, 2318 nucleotides long. It is a transcript of the gene F21A9.1, whose product is annotated as PRELI/MSF1 domain-containing protein. Bases 1649 to 2230 code for a protein of 193 amino acids. NCBI's taxonomy places the organism in Eukaryota, Metazoa, Nematoda, Chromadorea, Rhabditida, Rhabditidae. The transcript is spliced from 5 exons. The record is from RefSeq and is marked reviewed.